Messenger RNA from Sarcophilus harrisii (Tasmanian devil), 3600 nucleotides. It is a transcript of the gene BICDL1, whose product is annotated as BICD family like cargo adaptor 1. The record is from RefSeq and is a predicted model, not a curated record. The transcript has 11 exons. Bases 1 to 1902 code for a protein of 633 amino acids. NCBI's taxonomy places the organism in Eukaryota, Metazoa, Chordata, Mammalia, Dasyuromorphia, Dasyuridae. Gene Ontology annotation, biological process: Golgi to secretory granule transport; vesicle transport along microtubule.
AUGUCCGCCUACUGCCUGGGCUUGGCCAGCAGCGUUUCAGCACCCGCCGAGGCGGACAGCGCCUCCUGCAUGGAGCUGCCGGGGCCCGGUGGGGACGAAGUCCGGAGCCCAGCCGCAGCCGCCGCGGCCGCUGUAGUGUCCUUCCCCGGUGGCCCGGGGGAACUGGAACUGGCGCUCGAGGAGGAACUGGCGCUGCUGGCGGCUGGGGAGAGGCCGCCGGACCCGGGAGAGUUUCCCCAGGCCGAGUCGGGGCUUCUAGACGCGGCCGAGGCCCCGGGCCCGGGGCAGUUGCUGCAGCCGUCCUCACCCCCGCAGGAACCCGAACUGCUGUCGGUAAUCCGACAGAAGGAAAGAGACCUGGUACUGGCUGCCCGUCUGGGCAAGGCGCUGCUGGAGAGGAACCAGGACAUGAGCAGGCAGUACGAGCAGAUGCAUAAAGAGCUGACGGACAAGCUGGAGCACCUUGAACAAGAGAAACAUGAGUUAAGAAGACGAUUUGAGAACCGAGAAGGUGAAUGGGAAGGUAGAGUAUCCGAAUUGGAGAGCGACGUGAGACAGCUACAGGUUGAGUUAGAGAAGCAACAGGUUCACCUCCGAGAAGCUGAUAGAGAAAAGACGCGAGCGGUCCAGGAACUCUCCGAACAGAACCAAAGACUCUUGGAUCAGCUCAGUAGGGCAUCAGAAGUGGAGCGCCAACUCUCCAUGCAAGUCCACGCCCUCCGAGAAGAUUUCCGGGAGAAAAAUUCCUCAUCCAACCAACACAUUAUCCGGCUGGAGAGUCUUCAGGCUGAACAGGUACUUGAAAUCAAGAUGCUGUCAGAUCGGAAGCGAGAGCUGGAGCAUCGCCUCAGUGCCACAAUGGAGGAGAACGAUCUACUCCAGGGGACGGUGGAGGAGCUUCAGGACCGAGUCCUGAUUCUGGAGAGACAGAGCCACGACAAGGACCUCCAGCUCCACCAGAGUCAGCUGGAGCUCCAGGACGUCCGGCUCUCCUACAGACAGCUCCAGGUGAAGGUGGAGGAGCUCAGCGAUGAGCGGAGUCUGCAGAGCUUUAAUGCCACGAGCACAUCGCUCCUGUCUGAGAUCGAGCAGAGCAUGGAGGCCGAGGAGCUGGAGCAAGAGCGAGAGCAGCUGAGGCUGCAGCUUUGGGAAGCUUAUUGCCAGGUCCGCUACCUCUGCUCCCACCUCCGGGGGAAUGACAGCGCCGACUCGGCCGUCUCCACAGACUCCUCGAUGGACGAGUCGUCAGAAACCUCGUCGGCCAAGGACGUGCCAGCUGGCAGCUUGCGCACGGCUCUCAGUGAGCUCAAGAGGCUCAUUCAGAGCAUAGUGGAUGGAAUGGAACCCACGAGCUCCCGGAGAAUUGAUGAUGAUGCCUUAGAAGAGCAAAUAAGACAAACCAAUGAGGACUCGAGAGCGCUAAGGGAACUGAUGGAAGGAGAAAGAGGGAAACUGAGGCAGAGCUUAGAAGAAUUGCAACGACUUCACAGCCAGGUGACGAUGUUGAGCGUGGAGAUGACAGCCCUCAAGGAAGAGAGGGAUCGCCUCCGAGUGACGUCCGAGGAGAAAGAAGCCAAGGAGCAGCUUCUCAAAGCCAUCAGGGACCGAGAUGAGGCCAUUGCAAAGAAGAACGCGGUAGAGAUGGAACUGGCCAAGUGUAAGAUGGAUAUGAUGUCCUUGAACAACCAGCUCCUGGAUGCCAUUCAGCAAAAACUGAACCUCUCCCAGCAGCUGGAGGCCUGGCAGGACGACAUGCACAGGGUCAUCGACCAGCAGCUGAUGGAUAAACACCAGAAGGAACGGAGCCGGCCCGCUUCUUCCUUCUCCAGUGGCCACGGACGGGGGGAUGAGCCUGGCGGGGCUGAAGGCAAAGGGCUCUUCUCAUUCUUCAGGAAAAUUUAAAUUGGAAGAAGGCAACCAGCUACUGAGGGAGGGGAGGGGGCAAGCAGCUGGGCCCGGCCACACAACACUGCUACUCAGCCCAGCGGCCCAGCCUGGCCACCCCGGGAGGCAGGGGGUCUGCCAGCCUGCCAGUUUGCCCAUCCCACAGAGAGCCAUACUUUUUCCCCUCUGUGGGCCAGUGAGCAGCCUGCUGAGACAGGUAUGCACUGUAACCACCCCACACACACUAGUGCUGCUGAACUCUGGUGGGGCGAAAACCCCAUCUCCCCAAGAAGAAAAGCAACAGCUCUCUGAAGGCCCAUCGCAGGAGCGAGGUCCCAAAGUAGCUUAGCCCAGGUUCAGGAAGCCGCCGUCCUUCUGCCCUGGCCCACGGGAGUCCCUGACCCAAGAUGGCGCUCUCAGAAGAGAAGGGGCCUCUGUGAUCCUCAGGCAGGGGAGGAACUGCCUACACCCCCACCCCACUUUGGGAGCGUGGAGGGAGGGGGGAGGACUACGUUCAGAGGCCCUGUCCUGGCUUCCCAUCCCUCCCAGGACCGGAGCUCGAGGCCUGAUCCCCUACAUUGCCUCCUCAGGGCUUAGUUCUAAUGGCAGAAGCUCAAAGGCUGUAGCAGGAGCCCUGCUACUGAGUCUGAACCAGUUGGGCCCAAGGGACAGAGAUUGAGAUACACCGAACAUCUCUCUCUGGCUGCAGCCAGCCCGCCCCGCCCCCUGGCAUCCAGGGCUGGUGUUCCAAGCUUAAGCCUGGUCCUCCAAAAGAGGGGGGCAGGCGGGCUCCAGAUGGGAGCUCCCCACGCUACCACCCUGGGUCCUGGGGGGGAGGAGGCAGUUUUCUUCCUUCAUCGGGCAACACACACACACAAGCACUCGUUCUGUUUCCAAGCCCUACCCAGGACUCCGCUCAGGCUCCAAGCCCCGGGGACCACACUGCUCCCACUCCUCUCCUGAUAACCUUAGCAACAGAAGAGCACUCGCCCCCAAGAAGACAGGGUCAGGCGUAGGGGCAAAAAGCAACCCAAGUGCUUUCUGGUUCCUAUUUCCUGGGGGACGUUGGACCUCCCCUGGCCCUGGGUGCAUCUAGCCCUUUUCUCCACACAAGCUAGGCCUCAGGGCCAGGGCCAGGGCCAGAGUCCUUCCCCACCUACCCAGCAAGCUUCCCUUGGGCAGGAUCACUCCAGUGUGAGGCCUUCAGCUAGACACCACCCACUGUGCCCAGCAGGCUGCUGGGGAAGAGGGGGAGGCAGCCAUGGGUCACUCCGUCCUUGGCACCCCCAGACCCCAAGGGAGUUUGAGGGUAAAGGGGGAGAUUCUCGGCAACCCUCCCUUCAUCUUCUCUCCCCUCUGACCUGCUGCUGCUUCUCCCUCCGCAGCAGCACCUGAGCCCUCUCUGCUGCGCAGCCCCAACCCUGCAUUCAGAGAGGUUUUUACAGGCCCGAGGUCUGCAAGCUGCUAUAGAAUCUGGCCUCCUCGAGCUUCUAUGGAGGAAAGCACAGCAGGGACUAGCGGGAAGAACGGAUCUAGAUCUGUACAUACCACAGGGCUGGAAUUUUUGUAUGUAGCAAUCCUGUAAAUACAUGUAUGGAUUUUAUAAUAUACAUAUUCUAUAUAUAAAAAUCUAUAAAGGCAUAUUUUUAGAAGAAAACCACAAAGAUCCACAGCUUUUUGUAAAUAGUCCAAAUCAGAAUAAAAUCAAUUUCUACA